Lytechinus variegatus (green sea urchin) is the source of this 333-nucleotide messenger RNA. RefSeq lists its product as uncharacterized. The transcript has a single exon. The record is from RefSeq and is a predicted model, not a curated record. The coding region runs from base 1 to 333 and encodes 110 amino acids. Gene Ontology annotation, molecular function: nucleic acid binding. Lineage: Eukaryota; Metazoa; Echinodermata; Echinoidea; Temnopleuroida; Toxopneustidae.
AUGAAGGAAGAUGGGGCACCUUGCCAUCGCUCCAGGGAUGUCACAGAGCGCCUCACCCAGCUCUUCGGUGAUCGAGUGAUAUCCCUCGAUCAGGAAGUUGAAUGGCCUCCACGUUCACCUGACAUGACGCCUCUCGACUUCUUCUUGUGGGGAUGGCUCAAGGCCAAUGUCUACACCACACCUCCCGACACACUGGAUGAUAUCAAGGAGAAAAUCACCCAUGAGAUUGAUGUCCUUCGUCAGGACAGAGCCACAGUCAGGAGAGCUGUUCUGGACAUGCUGAAACGGGCAAGAUCGUGUAUCGAGAGAGAAGGUGGACAUGUCGAUCAUUAA